AUGGUUAAGAAAGGGAAAGCCACGGUGAGUACCAAAGUGAGGGACAUGGUGUUGUGGAAAGAAUACCAGAAAACGAUCGGUAAAAAGUUUACGGACCUGCAAAUCACCGAAGCUUGGCUAAGAGACGGGAGAACUCUGGAUGACGUUUUCGACCGCUGGAUUCGUCUCGAUAAGUCGCCGAAGCAAGCAGCUAAAAACUUGGUGGCCUAUGGUACGACACCUGGGCAGCUCUACAACGUCUUGAGAAACCGAAACAUGAACCUGAGGGAAAUGAGACCGAUUUGGCAAUCUGUCGGAAUGUCUGAUUCCCAACUCCGCACCAUCCGGUUGAAGCUACAAGGGUAG
Phytophthora nicotianae INRA-310 is the source of this 345-nucleotide messenger RNA. RefSeq lists its product as hypothetical. The coding region runs from base 1 to 345 and encodes 114 amino acids. The transcript has a single exon. NCBI's taxonomy places the organism in Eukaryota, Oomycota, Peronosporomycetes, Peronosporales, Peronosporaceae. The record is from RefSeq and is a predicted model, not a curated record.